AUGGGGAAGGGCAGCCGCGGGUUGGGUCCGAGUGAUACCGACGCCCAGCGCGCGGCCCGGGCGAGAAAAGAACGCGAGCGGUCCUACGGCCUCCAGGUUGAACGUCAGGCCAUGCGGGAAGCCGGGGGCGAGGGAAGGCAUCACGGAAAGGAAAUGGGCCCACCACCGCCGCCGCCGCCCUCACAGGAGAUUCUUUUAGCGCGCGAGCGCCGUCAAAAGGCGUUGGCCUACGCCCGGGAGAUUGAGGAGCAAAAGCGUCAACAACAACUCCAGGCCCGGAUCGAGGCUGAGGCUUGUGAGAAGGCCCAAUUCGGGGCAAACUCCACUGAUGGUUCGGCAUCGCCUUCUGAGCUUUCCGAGCGGGAGUAUCAUCUGAUGAACAUGUUGCUUGUACACGAGCAAAAUAAAAUGGCUGUAGAAAGUAUUCGGAGAAUCUAUGAAAAUGGCUCUUAG
This is a messenger RNA of Phytomonas sp. Hart1, 453 nucleotides long. Lineage: Eukaryota; Euglenozoa; Kinetoplastea; Trypanosomatida; Trypanosomatidae. The record is from the annotation of a GenBank genome assembly.